CGGUCUUACUGUGAAAACCACAAUUUUAUGAAAUAUCUGUUUUAGUUUUAAUGGCAAGUCGACAUUCACCUACAAGACAAGUGAUAUGUAACAGUGUUUGUGCACGUUAUUAUAAAAUCUACAAAACCAUGCACAGAUUAACACAGCCGCAAUAGAAAUAUCCUUAUCUAAUCACGAAACAGAUAAGAACUAGCAAGCAUUUUCUCUCACUUUUGGUGAGUAGUGUGUCAUAACGAAAGGUGCGGAAUUACACCAUAAAAAUGAACGUUCUAAAGAAGAAAUCGAAGAACAAAGACGUAAUAAACGCACUGAACGAAAAGGAAUACAAAUGCGUGAGUUUAAGAGCCAUAACCAACGAGAUCAUGAAAGAAAAUAACGAGAAAAAACUGAAAGAACUGGUAGAGGAAAUUAAUCAUCACCUAACCGAUUUGCGAUCUCUGAAAAUCGAAGACGACGACACCAUCGAAGAGAGACGCGCAAACUUAAUUGGUAAUUUCGAGAAGUGUUUGGUGAAAAUCAUCAAACCGGUGUCAAAGGAGAUACUGGAAAAGCUGAAAAAGCAACAGGAUGAUAUAAAGGAGUUUAGUGUGGCUGUCAUUGAGAAAGACGAUGCUGAAGAGCUACGACUUUUGGCGGAGAGGAUCGAUAGGCUAAUGCAAGUGAUCAAAAACUUACCGGAGGUGAUAAAUGGUACUGCCUCGGAACAACUGAAGUUAAUAAUUGCUCAAUACGAGGCGUUGUAUGGUACUGUUCGAGCUCAUUUUAAUUCGGCGAGGAUCAGCAGACCUAUUUCCCAGAUGGAAUUCUCUAAAUUAUUUGGACCACAAUCAAAAAGCGAGAAGACGGAAAAUACUACAGAUUGUCCUAUGCCAACAAAUGAGAUGCAGGAAAAACUUAUGCAAAUUAGACAGAAACGUACAGAACUGAUGGAGAGCCUUAACCAGUCGCCAAGUACAACAUCUGUAGCAAAUGCCAAGUCGGAGAGUUUCUCAGGAUUCAAAGCUGAACACAGAUCUUCAGGUCAAGCAUUCAACUCUUCAGUAUCUCAAUCGAAUUCGUUCAAGUCUAACUCGCAAAGAACACCCAUACCUAUAAGGAAACUUUUCAAUUCUUGCGUUUCCUCGUCCUCGGCUAACAAGGGCUCCAUCGAAGAUUUGACAGGGGAAUUUAACAGUCCAUUCGAACAGCAACUGAAAGGAUUCAAACUGAAACCAACACAGUUUUCAGAAAGAUACAUGGAGUUUCGUAAAAACGAGGAAAACGUCGUUGAAAAUAGUCUUAAUCUGAAUAAAAGUCCUCGGAAACAAGCUAUCAAUGUUGCUAGUCCUAAACUGCCUAGUGGUGUUAAUGAAAACAUCGAAUUAAGGAAUAACAGAAAGAAACCCAUCGUUUCUCCAAGGACUAAGAUGCCAGAUAGACAGGAAAAACCUGCUGAAGAAAAUAUUAUGCCGCAUCGUAUCAGCGAUUCAGUAACAAUUCAAGCUGAUAGGAAGACACCAAUUAUUGAAAAUCCCAAAAUAGAACCAUUGUCGAAGUACACCUUGAACAAGAGCCUCAAUUCGAAAAAACAUUCUUCCGAAGACAUAAUUUCCAUAAGAAACGACUCAAGAUCUGCCACGCCUGAACCCUCACCUAACAGGAUAUCUUUUUCAACGUUCAGAUCUAGCACGGACUCUAUUCAAAACUUGCCUAGCGAGAACAUAUACGAGAACAUUAUUGUUAGAAAUUCGGAUAAAAAUCAAAAAGAAGCUGACAAAGAGAGCAGCGUAGAUUCCGAAGACAAAGAUAUUGUUAAAGGUUUCUUGCAAGAAAUAUUCAAAAUCAAGGAAACAGUCGAUGCCUUUAAAGGUUUCAAAUACGAUGACAAGUAUUUGAAAAUUGACAAAAAAUUGGCGAAGUAUCUCGUGGAGCUUAACGAUAUUAAUGCUGGUUUUUCUGGCGAGGAUAUGGGCAAAUCUGAACUAUUGAUGAUUUUAAAAACGGUAGCGGAUGCUCUUGAUAGUAGAGUAAGGAAGAACGAGUUGAUAUUGAGAAAUAUUUUAGAAGAGCAAGUGGAGUUUAUCGCCAAGAAGCAUGGGCUUAUUCAAAGAUCGGCCUAAUCAGAAACAUGAAUGGAUGCUUUCCUUGUUGUACAGGCGAGCAUACUAUCGAAAUCGUUAAUUUCGACCAGAAAAUCACAAUCCAGCCACCUCACCAAGAAAGAGUCCCAGAAUGGAAAGAAAGGUCAUUUAACAAGAUCGUAGUCGUUAUGCCAUCAGUCAUGUCCAGAGGCUAUCCAGCGAACUCUGAUUCGCCUGUCACGUUCGACCCAAAAUACUGGAAUCCGUUUAAACACCAGCCCGCCAUUGUGGAGGCUCCCAGGCUAUCUUCGAUGAACUUAGAUGGUCAGCCAGUGGCAAGCUCGGAUCCGGGUCCGGCGAGGGGCGUGGCCGAAUAUCUGGCACUGAUGAAUAUGACCGUGGCUAAUCAAAAUUAUGUUCGUAGAGGGCCUGGCGAAGGGAUGCCUCCAGAUAACGUUCAGCCAUUGCCGGAAGAUCAAGCUUCCGGGUCUGGGGUAAGUUCUCGGGGCCCUGAGCACGGCAAAACAGUUCCUUCCGGUUCUAAAGUGAGUGGCUCGGGUCGGGGGCCUCACAACUUGGAAGAUCAAGCUUCCGGGUCUGGGGUAAGUUCUGGGGGCCCUGAGCACGGCAAAACAGUUCCUUCCGGUCCUAAAGUGAGUGGCACGGGUCGGAGGCCUCAGAACUUAGAAUUGGUUAAUCUAGCUAGGCAAGAUCAGGGUUCCCAACAAACGAAAACUAGAGGCCAUGAUUGUGCAGAAACUAACGUUUAAUUUUUUGUGUGUUACGUCAAUCACUUUUCAACGGAAAUAAUACAGGGUGGCGCACCUCAUUCGCCUCGGUUGAUUAUACGAAAACUAAAAGGUGUAGAAACAAAAAAUUUUAUGGGUAUAUGUAGAGAGGCAAUGUGCAUAAAUUAAAAUUAUUUUCAAAUGUACAGGGUGUGGUCAGAACUAAGGUCCAUAACAAAGUUAUAUAUUUUCGUAUGGAACA
Molecule: messenger RNA, 3050 nt
Organism: Sitophilus oryzae (rice weevil)
Lineage: Eukaryota; Metazoa; Arthropoda; Insecta; Coleoptera; Curculionidae
Exons: 6
Coding region: 261-2099 (612 amino acids)
Biological process (GO): regulation of GTPase activity
Source: RefSeq, a predicted model, not a curated record